CUUUGCACUGCGUCGCCGUGUGUCAGCGAACGCAUCGUUUCUGGAGCUGCUCGGCGCCUAUCUGUUGUGAAACUAAUUUUGUUUUAUUUCUAGUGCAAAAUCAUGAGUGAUGCAGAACAAAGUGAAGAUGGGCAAGUGAUGAGCGGUGUCGAGCUAAGCCCUUCCGACGACGAGGAAACGACGGAUUCGCUAGACAUCAAGCCUCCGCAAGCAAGCAGCGCUUACUAUGGUAUGAGCAAGCGCAAGGAUAAGAAGGGCAAGGACCGGCGACACGCCAAGGAUCUGCAGCAGCAAACGCACGCCCGCCAUCACAUGAUGACGGAACCACGGGAAGGUGACCGCGACCGGGAGCGAGGUGAGCGACGUGGUGACAGAGGAGGCAACCGGAUGGAACGUGAACAAUACUACCGCGAACGGGACCAUCACGCACAGAGUGGCCGUGAACAGCAGCAACAGCAUCGCCACUCAGGUGGUGGUCAGGGUUCGUCCUCACGCACCGGAAGCAGUAGCGGAAGGGAUCGUGGUGGUAGCAGCCGGGAAGGAAGCAAUCGCGAAAAACAUCACUCGUCACGGUACGAAAUGAACCCAUUCUAUGGGGAAAUGCGUGAAACGUAUCACAGCAAGCGUGAACGUGAUCGAGACCGCGAGCGGGAACACCGUGGCGAAAGGACCGAGCGUGAGCGGGAGCGCGAACGCGAGUACAACGAAAAGCAGCGCCGGGUGGAGGAGAAAGCCACCGAUCCGGAGAAAAUUAUGGAAGAUUUACGUACCCGACUGUUGCACAAAAAGAACCGAAGGGAUUCUAAACGUGGCGAGGGACGCGAACGGGAACACCGGGAGGUGCAUCAGGAAGCCACCGAAAUGCACAAUACGGAAGAGGCGGAAUAUUAUGCGGAGAAGCGCGAACAUCGUCGGCGGGAACAGCGGGAUCCGCAUCGCAGGCACCGGGAAGAGGACGAAGGAGGGAUUGAGUUGAGAGAGCGAGAGCGUGAACGUGGAACGCGACACCAUAGUGGCGGUGAGCGUAGGCGCGCUACGGCAGAGGUAGUAGAAAUUCUCGAAAGUCCCGAGCAUCAUCACUAUCAGGGGCAUAGCCAUCAGCAGCAGACUCAAGCUUCGAAUGCUCCACGCACUGCGGAAGAGAAAGAACAGGACGAGCGACGUGCGAAGCUUUUAGAAGCGGACCGUGAAAUGCUGCGCAGAAAGGAACUAGCUCGGGAAGAGCUAGAAGCACGACGUUUGCGCAAGGAAGAGGAACGUGGCAGAGGGAGCGUAUCGGAAUCACACUCCGACCAGUCGGAUGACGAAGUGGAGGAAGAGGAAGAGGACGAGGACGACGAUGAUGGGGAGAUGGAAGAGGAGGAGGAGCGGUACGAGGACGAUGAUGUUGAGAUGGUACCGGAAGAUGAGCGUGAGGACGAACGACGGACGAGCGGUAAACGAGGUACGAAGCGAAGAGGUGAUCGAGGACGGGAGCGUACUCAGCGGCACCGAAACCGACGCGGUAAUUCUCAUUCUCCAACGAGCUCCUCUCACGGUUCAGUUGAUUCCGAGGGGGAUCGUGAGGAGGAUGAAGAACAUCCACCGGAAAGUCCGCUGUCGGUGGGCGAGCUUGCAAAAUCCGAUCAUCGCCGGUCGGAUUCCUAUCACACCCAUUCGGGAUCGGAUUCCGCCUCCCGGAGUCGGUCCCGAAGUCCUCGACGAAAUACUCGCCGACGGGAUAGUCGCAGCUCAAGAAGUACCCGUAGCCAUUCGAGAGAACAGGAUCCGAAGAAGCACACACCGUCCGGUGGCGAUGAUAACGGUAACGAUGACGAGGGAAAGCCUGCGGGUGAGGUAAAACCCUCGGCGGAUGUUCCGCCAGAGGUAGAAGUGAAGGACACACUUCCUCCCUACUUCCCUGGGAUUCAGGGUUGCCGAUCGGUGGAAGAAUUCCUUUGCCUCAAUCGCAUCGAGGAAGGCACCUACGGGGUAGUGUAUCGGGCGAAGGACAAACGCACCGAGGAGAUUGUCGCCCUGAAGCGCCUCAAGAUGGAGAAAGAGAAGGAAGGCUUCCCGAUAACGUCGUUGCGCGAAAUUAACACACUGCUCAAAGGACAGCACCCGAACAUAGUGACCGUGCGCGAGAUCGUGGUCGGCAGCAACAUGGACAAAAUCUUCAUCGUGAUGGAUUACGUCGAGCACGAUCUUAAAUCGCUGAUGGAAACGAUGAAGCACAAGAAGCAGGUGUUCCUGCCGGGUGAGGUCAAGUGUUUGACCCAGCAGUUGCUCCGUGCCGUCGCCCAUCUGCACGACAAUUGGAUACUGCAUCGCGAUCUGAAAACGUCCAACUUGCUGCUCUCCCACAAAGGAAUCCUGAAGGUGGGCGACUUUGGGCUUGCCCGCGAGUACGGAUCACCCCUCAAACCGUACACCUCGAUCGUCGUAACGCUGUGGUACCGUGCUCCGGAGCUUCUGCUUUGCUGCAAAGAAUAUUCCACCCCGAUCGAUAUCUGGUCCGUGGGUUGCAUCUUUGCCGAGUUUCUCUCAAUGGCAGCGCUCUUCCCGGGAAAAACGGAAAUCGACCAGCUAAACCGCAUCUUCAAGGACCUCGGCACACCGAACGAAAAGAUUUGGCCCGGCUACAACGAGCUGCCAGCGGUGCAGAAGAUGACCUUCACCGAGUAUCCGGUAUCGAACUUGAGGAAAAAAUUCUCCCACCUCACAAGCGAGCUGGGCAUUUCGCUUCUGCAAGGGCUGCUCACGUUCGAUCCGAAGCAGCGGCUGACGGCAGAGGUAGCGCUGCAGCACAACUACUUCAAGGAGCUGCCGUUGCCGAUCGAUCCGGCCAUGUUUCCUACCUGGCCGGCGAAGAGCGAGCUUGGGCUGAAGAAGGCACUCGCUUCCAGCCCGAAACCACCGAGCGGUGGUGGAGAGUUUAAGAAGCUGGGUGACGAUGCGGUGCCGGAUAAUGCAGGGUUCCAUCUCGGCGGUACAACGUACGCCGAAGCGCGGCAGCUUGCCAUGGGUCCCGGAUUUAGCUUAAAGUUCUGAGGGCACGAGUUGUCAUCCGGGUUUGGGUUGAAGUAGUAGUUGUAAAGACUACUGCUUCUCAUACCGAGCCCUGGUUGACUGUGAUUUAGUUCUCUGUUCCGAUGCUUUCCUCUGCUACAUGGUGCGUCGUAUUGUAGAUUUA
Messenger RNA from Anopheles stephensi (Asian malaria mosquito), 3175 nucleotides. RefSeq names its product cyclin-dependent kinase 11B (gene Pitslre). The transcript has 2 exons. Gene Ontology annotation, cellular component: nucleus. Gene Ontology annotation, biological process: protein phosphorylation; regulation of mitotic cell cycle. The record is from RefSeq and is a predicted model, not a curated record. Gene Ontology annotation, molecular function: cyclin-dependent protein serine/threonine kinase activity; ATP binding. The coding region runs from base 103 to 3033 and encodes 976 amino acids. NCBI's taxonomy places the organism in Eukaryota, Metazoa, Arthropoda, Insecta, Diptera, Culicidae.